AUGCAGCACAUCCAUGGCAGUGGGCAUCUGCUGCGAAUUCUGCCUGCACUUUUUCUUCGGUAUACAUUGGGGUUUAUCGAAGUGCAGCACGACCAAGGCAGUGCACAGCGAAACAAAAGCCACGUAAACGACGCCAUGCUGAUGCGCCACAUCAUCGCAGUAUGUGUUCUCGUGAGCACGCUCGUGCUGCUUUGCAGUGGUGCGCUCUCGAUGCCCGUAAAACUGCAGACGUUAUCUCGCACCAGCGCCUAUAUUCGGCCCAAGUUUUCGAGCGAGGCGCUCCCGUUCCAUGAUAUUCGGGUGCAGUCGCGGCACGGUAAAGUCGAACAGGUCCACCUCAGCGUCCUGCGCUACGAUCGCGUGGUCAUCGGUUUUCUUCGCGAUAUUAACGAUUUACCGAAUACCGAGUUACCGAUGCAGGCCACGCUUCGCUACGGUACCAAUGCAUCGCAUCUUGAUCACGAAAUGGUUCUGAACGCCAGGGUCUAUUCCGGCAUGCAAGAGUACAACAGCUACUUGUGGAAUCCGCCGAUGGGCGCGCCCGCGUUGAACCGUUCCGAGGUAGCGGCAUUCAUGAAUACCGCCUCCUGGGCAGAACCUUGGUGGUACGUCUACCGAAACACCACUGUGGCAGACAUUCCGGAGAACCGCUCCGUCUUCGCGGUCUACAACAACCCGACAGCACUCUAUCAGUCGCCGCUGGUUUUCCAAGCGAAGCUCGAUAAUCUCCUCCCGCAAACGACGUACUACUACGACAUCGAUGGCGAAUUCUCGGGUAACUUUACAACCUUGCCGGAGCCGGGUAUCCAGGACCGUCCUAUGACCAUUGGACUCUGGGCCGAUGUCGGGCAGACCAACAUCAGCGUCAUGAACAUGGAGUACAUGUUGAACAAGGUGAACCCCGAUUUCGUGAUGCUGCACGGCGAUCUCUCGUAUGCAGACGCAUACUGGCCACUGUGGGAUACCUGGCAGCGGCUCAUGGAGCCGCUGUUCUCUACGAAGAUGCACCUGUGGUGCAAUGGGAACCAUGAAUUCAACUCCGGCAACGAGAACAAUGUCGCGUACAUGUUCCGUUUCGCGACGCCCUUCGAAGAGUCCGAGUCCCCGACCUUCGAAUACCACGCCUUUGAGGCUGGUUUGGUGCAUGUGAUCACGCUGGCCUCCUUUGCUCGUUUCGAUAAGCAGAGCGUUCAGUACCGUUGGCUAAUGCGUGCGCUCGAGCGUGUCAACCGAACACGCACGCCUUGGCUGGUGGUGCAGUUCCACGUACCCUGGUACUGCUCCGUACUCGGGACUGGUUCGCGCCUGCUGAUGCGUGAGGCCAUGGAGGACCUCAUCUAUAAGUAUGGUGUGGAUUUGAUACUUGUGGGGCACGUCCACGUCUACGAGCGCACCUAUCCGGUGUACAACAAUCAGACCAACCCGUGCGGCGCAGUGCAGCUGGUACUCGGUGAUGCCGGCAACCGCGAAGGUCCAUCGCUGCCGUUCAUCGACCCGCAACCAUCUUGGUCGGCCUUCCGCGAGGGCUCAUUCGGUGUCGGAAAACUGGUUGUCUACAACCAUACCCAUGCGUACUUCGAAUGGAACCGCGUCGCGUGCGAGUACUCGAACUCGAGCACCUGUGCAACGCCCGGCGAUAACUCCGCUCAGUCGCAUAUCGCUUCCGACAGCACCUGGCUCGUUCGGAAUACGACGCAGUGCCCGAACCGUCUCAUGCCAACAGAGCGUCUGUAG
Molecule: messenger RNA, 1734 nt
Organism: Cyanidioschyzon merolae strain 10D
Lineage: Eukaryota; Rhodophyta; Bangiophyceae; Cyanidiales; Cyanidiaceae
Product: probable purple acid phosphatase protein
Exons: 1
Coding region: 1-1734 (577 amino acids)
Molecular function (GO): acid phosphatase activity
Source: RefSeq, a predicted model, not a curated record